AUGUGCAAGCACUUUGGCGCCGAGGGCCACUCGUCCAUUGACAUUACCAAGGGCCGUGAGGUGCUGCCCGUCAAUGUCAAGCCUAUUCACUAUGACUUGACGCUGGAGCCAGACUUUGCCAACUUCACCUACCAAGGCACCGUCACCAUCGAUCUAGACGUCGUCGACGACACCACCUCCAUCUCCCUCAACACCAACGAGCUCAAGAUUCACUCGACCAAGGUCACGGCUGGCCAGCAAGUCAUCACCGAAUCGCCCAAUGUCACCACCGACGACGAUGCGCAGACGACCAAGGUCAGCUUCGACCAGACCAUCCCCGGCGGCAGCAAGGCGAAGCUUACCAUGACCUUCUCCGGCGUCCUCAACGACAACAUGGCCGGUUUCUACCGCUCGUCCUUCAAGGCCGCCGACGGCUCGACCACAUACAUGGCGACCAGCCAGAUGGAGCCCACGGAUGCCAGGCGGGCGUUCCCCUGCUUCGACGAGCCAGCCCUCAAGGCCAAGUUCACCGUCACGCUCAUCGCCGAUGACAAGAUGACCUGUCUCAGCAACAUGGACGUGGCGUCGGAGAAGCGAGUCGACAGCACCAUCUCGGGUGGAAAGCGCAAAGCCGUCACCUUCAAUCCGACGCCCCUCAUGUCAACAUACCUCCUGUGCUUCAUCGUCGGCGAGCUCAACUACAUCGAGACGAACAACUUCCGCGUCCCUGUACGAGUCUAUGCUCCCAAGGACCGAGACAUUGAGCAUGGCCGGUUUUCGCUCGAGCUGGCCGCAAAGACGCUGGAGUUUUACGAGAAGACCUUUGACAGUCCCUUCCCACUCCCUAAGAUGGACAUGGUUGCUAUUCCCGACUUUAGUGCAGGUGCCAUGGAGAACUGGGGCCUCGUCACCUACCGCGUUGUAGAUGUGCUUAUUGACGAAAAGGUCAGUGGUGCUGCUACCAAGCAGCGCGUUGCCGAGACGGUGCAGCACGAGCUCGCGCAUCAAUGGUUCGGCAAUCUCGUAACCAUGGACUUCUGGGACGGCUUGUGGCUUAACGAAGGAUUCGCAACCUGGAUGUCGUGGUACUCCUGCAACGUCUUCUACCCCGACUGGAAGGUCUGGGAAGGUUAUGUUACGGACAACCUGGCUAGCGCACUCUCGCUCGACUCUCUACGCAGCAGUCAUCCCAUUGAGGUGCCUGUGAAGCGCGCAGACGAGAUCAAUCAGAUUUUCGACGCCAUCUCCUACUCCAAGGGCUCUAGUGUCAUUCGCAUGAUUUCCAAAUAUGUCGGAGAGGACACCUUCAUGGAGGGUAUUCGCCGCUACCUUAAGAAGCACGCCUAUGGCAACACGGAGACCGGCGACCUGUGGGCUGCCUUGACUGAUGCCAGUGGCAAAGAUGUUGGCAAGGUCAUGGAUAUCUGGACCAAAAAGGUCGGAUUCCCAGUCGUUACCGUGACCGAGGGCGCCGACUCUAUCCACCUCAAGCAAAACCGCUUCCUCCGUACAGCCGACGUCAAGCCAGAAGAAGACCAGACCCUGUAUCCAGUCUUCCUCGCGCUGAGGACUAAAGAAGGGGUUGACGAGGACUUGACGCUUUUCGAUCGCGAAGCCGACUUCAAGCUCAAGGACCUCGACUUCUUCAAGCUUAACGCAGACCACUCUGGUCUUUACCGAACCUCAUACACGCCAGAGAGAUUGAGGAAACUUGGAAUUUCGGCCAAGGAGGGCCUCUUGACGGUUGAGGACAGAGCUGGUAUGAUUGCUGAUGCUGGCUCUCUGGCCGCGUCUGGCUAUCAAAAGACGUCUGGCAUUCUCUCGCUCCUGGACAGCUUCAAACAUGAGGCAGAGUUCGUCGUUUGGGGGGAGAUUACUGGUCGCAUUGGUUCGCUCCGGGGCGCAUGGAUGUUCGAGGACCAGAAGAUCAGGGAUGCUCUGAAGAAGUUCCAGUUAGAGCUCAGUGCAGAGAAGGCACAUGAGCUGGGAUGGACGUUUGAUGAAAAAGACGGCCAUAUCGAGCAACAAUUCAAAGGUCUCAUGUUCGGUGCUGCCGGUAUCGCCGGAGACGAGAAGAUUACCAAGGCAUCAUUCGACAUGUUUGAGAAGUUUAAAGCAGGUGACAAGUCUGCCAUCCACCCCAACAUCCGCGGCAGCGUAUAUGCUAUUGUGUUGGCGAAUGGUGGGCAAGAAGAAUACGACGUCAUUGUCAACGAGACACGAACCGCCGCCACAAGUGACGAGCGCAACUCGGCUCUUCGCGCGCUCGGUCGUGCCAAGUCGCCAGAGCUCAUCCAGCGCACGCUCGCCAUGGCCCUCAGUGACGAAGUCAAGGGCCAAGACAUCUACCUGCCCAUUGCUGCCUUGAGGUCACACGCAGAGGGCUGUCACGCGCUUUGGAAGUGGGUCAAGGACAACUGGUCGGAGCUGGAGAGAAGGCUGCCUCCUAGCUUGAGCAUGCUAAGUUCGGUUGUUGCCAUUACAACAUCGGGCUUCACUCACCGGGAACACAUUGAAGAUAUCCAGGCGUUCUUCAGCAGCAAGAGCACCAAGGGCUUCGAUAUGGCGCUGUCUCAGAGCAUCGACGCCAUCAGUGCCAAAGCCGCAUGGCUUGAGAGAGAUGCGGAGGAUGUCAAGACGUGGCUGCAGGAACAUAAAUACCUGCAGUAG
Messenger RNA from Alternaria burnsii, 2649 nucleotides. Its product is annotated as aminopeptidase mitochondrial precursor. Gene Ontology annotation, biological process: peptide catabolic process; proteolysis. Gene Ontology annotation, cellular component: cytoplasm. The record is from RefSeq and is a predicted model, not a curated record. Bases 1 to 2649 code for a protein of 882 amino acids. Lineage: Eukaryota; Fungi; Ascomycota; Dothideomycetes; Pleosporales; Pleosporaceae. Gene Ontology annotation, molecular function: zinc ion binding; metalloaminopeptidase activity; peptide binding. The transcript is spliced from 3 exons.